This is a messenger RNA of Cladocopium goreaui, 1386 nucleotides long. Lineage: Eukaryota; Dinophyceae; Suessiales; Symbiodiniaceae. The record is from the annotation of a GenBank genome assembly.
AUGGGGUCGUCCUCUGGAGCAAUGAAAGCGACAGGCCAAGGCGGAGACACACCGCUUUCUGCCAGAGCCCUAUCAAGAGAGAGGCAAGAAGAAGAGGAACUCGCUUCUCCAAAACCUGUAGAUGUGCAAAUGAACUCAUCAAAACUGGGUGCCAGCAAGCUGUUACACCUCAUGGAGCGGAAACAAGAUGAUGGCUGGUGCUUCACCGGAAAAGGUGGCAGCUGCUGCGUGCCACGAGGAUCCAUCUACGGAGCCGCGCUGGCACUGCCUCAAAUUGCUCGAAGUUGCGAGUGGCCGGGCACACUUUGUGCACUGGUGAUCCGCACGUACUUUUUCUGUUUCCUCAACUUCAUGCUGCAGGCUUAUUUGUUAUCCAUGAUUGGUGAAGAGUUCAACCUGUGGUUCCUCUUUGCCGGGCGAAUGCACCUGUGUGAUUUUGGACGCUCAAUUCAGGACUGCCCAGACGGGCCCAAUUGUGUGGGUCCAAGGGGCACCAUUUUUUCCUAUCCACGGCUCUAUGACUUUGACGUGUGGGGGACAAGGAUCUUUGCACAGGACAGCAUGGCAGCCGUCAACGCCACACACCUGGACAAAGUGGAUCCUGGAGAGUACGGCUUGGAAAAUUUCUAUUGUCGCAUGGUUUGCAUUUUUCUCUUCCUGAAAUCCACUGUGACCGAUUUUUGCGAGAACAUCGAAAAUAUCAAGACGUUAGUCUUGACGCCCACCAGGGCUGAUAGCUGGAUCAACAUGCACGUUCCGAACUGGGCAGCCAAAUCUGAUGUGAAGGCGUUCGAUAACAUGGACGAACUGGACCUGGUGGAGUAUCGCGUAGCGGGCAUGCCACUGCAUUGGAAGAUUCUCAAUGCCAUAUUCAUCCUGGUUCCGAAGACUCUGCUGUGGUUGGGAGUCACCCGAUCUGGCGUGCACUACCUCAUGGAGACAGCAGGAAUCAUGAACGUUGUGGUGAAUGCUAUGGCUCUAAGCUUCAUCUUGAAUGUGGAUGAAAUGAUCUUUGAGAGGCUGACAAGCACGCUCUCGACUUACAUUCUGAGUCACAUUCAAGCCUUGGCUCUUUACGAAGACGACCUGGAGGAAACGGAUGAGCAAGCUCUUGCUCGAUAUGAGAAGCAGGAGAUGAAUAUGGGCUGUCUCAGUAUUUUGUGGAAGAUCAUGCCCAUGCAGCUCAUUGUGCUCAUCGCGACUCUGGUUCUGUUUUUGACUGACUACUACUUGACGAAUUGCGAGCUACGAGACGGGAGUUGGGUUUCCAAGGCCAUGCACCUGCCAUCUGAAGUUGAUGGCAACCUCUUCCGAUUCAUGUUUGGCAUCGAGGCUUCGCAGCAACCGGAUGCUUUCUGGACAAUGCCAGAUGCAGUUUCAUCCUAG